Spizellomyces punctatus DAOM BR117 is the source of this 1528-nucleotide messenger RNA. RefSeq lists its product as uncharacterized. The coding region runs from base 45 to 1241 and encodes 398 amino acids. NCBI's taxonomy places the organism in Eukaryota, Fungi, Chytridiomycota, Chytridiomycetes, Spizellomycetales, Spizellomycetaceae. Gene Ontology annotation, molecular function: ferrous iron binding; acid phosphatase activity; ferric iron binding. The transcript is spliced from 3 exons. The record is from RefSeq and is a predicted model, not a curated record.
CGUGCUGUUUCUUUUGGGUGCUUGAAUGGAAGACAAACAUUUUUAUGACGUUCAGUUUGCACGUGCAGUAUCCUUUUUGUCAGGGUAGAGCACACAAUGCACGCACUGGCAUGGUUGGAUCCUGCCGUUUUCCUCAGCAUUUUGCUUUUGACAAACAAUUUAAAAAGGACUGUGACAAAAGAUGGCCCAUCCACUCUGCAACCUCGUUCACUAUGAAGCUUACUACCGCUUUAAUCUCCUUGUUGCCCCUCGCUGCGGCAUUGCCUUUCGGCGGCAAACCCGGCAAUGGACAGUCGGGCUGCUUGGAAUUCACCGUCAUCGGUGAUUGGGGGUCAGGUGUUCCUGAACAGAAUGUAACUGGGCGUGCCAUGCAGAAAGUUGCAGAGAAAACCAACGCAAAGUUUGUGAUUGCCCUCGGUGACAACUUUUACGCUUCAAAUGCCAACUCAUCCAAGGCUGCCCAGUACAACUAUGAAGGAGUCAAGUCUGCAACGGACGGCAAAUGGACCGAUUGGUGGGCAAAUGUGUAUAAAGGGAGACUAGCCGAGAUUCCUUGGUACGGUGUCGCUGGCAAUCACGAUUGGGCGGGAUUACCAAAGGCACUUGUGGAUCGGACUCAAGUCAAGGACCAAGGCAAGUGGAGAAUGGAUGACUUUUUCUGGGAUAUGGAGAUACCCUAUGGCAACGGCAAAAAGGCUGGUUUCGUGUUCAUCGACACCGAUCUCCUUUACUACGGCUACAACGGCGACAAAAAGUACCCAGCAAUCGCAGAAAACUUUGCGGCUCACAACUGGACAGCCCAACAUCACUCCAUUGAGGCUCAUCUCGCCAAGAUUGAAAAGCAGCUCCAAAAGUACGACGACAAAGACUACCUCAUUGUAUCCGGACACCAUCCCUUGGGAACUUGCACAGCCGAAAAGAACAUGACAUCCCUUUUGGCGUUGUUGGACAAGUAUGCACCCACUGCCUACAUGUACGGCCACGUUCAUUCUCUGCAGUACACCGUUCGUCAGAACAAGAAGGGAAAUACCAUGUACGUACAAUCGGGUGCAGGUGGAAGAAGUGAAGAGGUUUGUCCCGAGAGCAAGAAUCUUACCACGCCCAGUUGGGGAGUCGGUGGCACUUAUGGAUUCGUCAGUGCCACUUUGAACGACAAGGGUUUUAAGGUGGAAUACUUUGAUAUCAAAGGUAACUCUGUUUACAAAGCGGAGAACGGACCAAGGAAGGGUCGGAAACAUUAGUAUUAUCGUUUCACGAUCAAUCACGGACAACUUUUGUACCAGAUAGCAUAAUGCAUUUAAAUCCUGAUCAUGUUAUAAUCAUCAUAGAAUAUUACGAGUAGUUAGAAUUUGUUUUCAUCUGUUUUGGGUUCAUUGAAUACGUGCGAGACUUUGAGUAGCAUGAAAAUCGGCUGGCUCCAAUCAAAAAGUCUACAUAAUGUUAAUGACCCACAUAAACGUUGUACCCUUGUUGCAAAUGCAAGACAACCCUAACCAUUGAUGAUCCUCUGAAAUAUGAUGAUUUCUUG